AUGGCUGCAGUCGAAUGGAAGUUGCGAAUUUCAGGGUUUCUAUGCUGUAAUGGUGAACUACUCAGGUUAAUUGAUGUUGCGAAUCGUGAUGCUGUGCAGAGAAACUAUUCCGAAUGUAACACCCACAUUGUUGCUCAAACGUUACAGGAAAACGCUGAAAGGAGGUUCAACACAACUUUUGAGAUUAUUGUCUCGACAGGCGAUUUCGCAUCAAAGACGCACUUCAGGGACGAUCUUCUUUGUAAGGAUUUUAUCUACAGUAAAUAUGUGCUCAUUUACGCCACACCAAUACCGUAUCCGCUCAGUGAACAGGUCAUCGAUACUCUUGGCAACGUGGUGAACGUGUAA
Messenger RNA from Anisakis simplex (herring worm), 348 nucleotides. The record is from the annotation of a GenBank genome assembly. NCBI's taxonomy places the organism in Eukaryota, Metazoa, Nematoda, Chromadorea, Rhabditida, Anisakidae.